Molecule: messenger RNA, 634 nt
Organism: Saprolegnia parasitica CBS 223.65
Lineage: Eukaryota; Oomycota; Saprolegniomycetes; Saprolegniales; Saprolegniaceae
Exons: 1
Coding region: 89-559 (156 amino acids)
Biological process (GO): SCF-dependent proteasomal ubiquitin-dependent protein catabolic process
Cellular component (GO): cytoplasm; nucleus
Molecular function (GO): cullin family protein binding
Source: RefSeq, a predicted model, not a curated record
UUUUUCCGGUUGCGGGAGAGUGUUGGUCGUGAAGCCUAGGCGCUAGCCAUCCGUCAAUUACCAAAUCACCACCUCGCCCAGAACCAGGAUGACCGCUUCGACCAAGGUGAACCUCGUGUCCCAGGACGGCGACAGCUUUGAAGUCGCGCGUGACGUGGCGUGCGUGAGCGAGCUCGUCAAGGCCAUGCUGGCCGACGACGAAGGCGACGACACCGUCCGCGAGAUUCCGCUGCCCAAUGUCAAGAGCCCCGUGCUGGCCAAGGUCAUUGAGUUCUGCAACCACCACCACACGACGCCGAUGGAGGAGAUCGAGAAGCCCCUCAAGAGUGGCGACAUGCGCGACGUGGUUUCGGAGUGGGAUGCCGCCUUUGUCGAGGUCGAGCAGGAUACGCUCUUUGAGCUCAUCCUCGCCGCCAACUACAUGGACAUCAAGUCGCUACUCGACCUCUCGUGCGCCAAGGUCGCGACCUUGAUCAAGGGCAAGACCUCGGACGAGAUUCGCACCAUGUUCAACAUUGAGGCCCCCGCGGAGGGCGAGGCCGUGACCAUUGAAUCCUAAACGUUGUGGUGGCUUCGACCCCGAGCGUCGCUUGUAGCGACUUCUAUAUCUAGCAAACUAUUCAUUGUUCCCACA